GGCUGCCCGCGGGUCUAGCUUGGAUCGAUACCAGACACACACCGAAGCCGAGAUCCAGGCCAGGCCAAGCACGCCGCCGCCGGCAGUCGAAAAUAACAUUCCCCUAGCCGCACCGAGACAUGGCCACUCCGACGGCAGCCGCCGACACCGCCGCCGCCCCGCUGACUCCAGUUGCCCCGGAGCCCGCGGCGAAGGUCUCUCCUGCCCCUUCUGAUAUGGCUGCUCCGACCGCAGCAGCCGACACCUCCGCCCCGCCGCCGCCUGCUCCAGCCCCUCCAACCGCAGCCGCCGACACCACCGCGCCGCCGCCGCCAGCUCCAGCCCCUCCGACCUCAGCAGCCGACACCGCCGCUCCGCCACCUCCUCCUCCAACAACAACGACGGAGCCUGCGGCAAAGGUCUCUCAUAGUCCUUACCACAUGGCCGCCCCGACGGCAACCGCCGAGACCGUCGGUCGGCCAAUUCCUCAUCCUCCAGCCCCGGAAAUCGCGGCCAAGGUCUCCCAUUUCCCCCCUCCUUUUCCUCCUCAGCCCGAUGCGCCGGCGCCGAAAAGGCGGAAGCUGGAGGAGGCGGGGUUCCACACCUCCGCCUACUACAAGAUCCGGGCCGCCGUUGCCGACCUCCGCCUCCGCUUCGUCCAGGUUCACGAAGCUACUGAUUUCCGAAAGAGUGAUGCUGCUCGAGAGAUUCUGAGAGAGAUAAAGACAGUUUUGGAACUCUCCAAGAAAAUGAGGCUUGAUCUCGGUGUCUCUUCUGAAUCCAUGAAACCGUCAGAGAAGCCUUUAGCUGGAGCUGUGAAGGACGAGCCCACAGAGCCAGUUCCAUCUGGAGAAAGAAAUCAAGUUCCUCCGACAGGUCAGCCUGCAGUUCCUCCUAAUAUUGCAAAUGAUGGUGCACCGGCCACCCAAGCCUGAUAAGUGAUAACUCAGCGAGUGCAGCAGAGAAAAUACCAGAGGGGAAGGGAACCCUAAGCAGUGAGAUGGCAAAUCACCCAAAGCACCUCGUGAAAACAGUGCAAGGGUCUUAUGUGGUUGGUGGAUCUCCUGUUGGCUGGAAUUUUCUUGUUUGGCUUGGUGGUAAAAUAAUGUAUUAUGGGGUUGCCAAAGAGGUGUUUCGGACGCGCCAAGCUGCAAAUUGAGAUGUUCCCUUCAAAUUGAAACUUUCUGAUUUGUAAUGUACUCCCUCCGUAAACUAAUAUAAGAGCGUUUAGAUUACUAUUUUAGUUAUCUAGACACUCUUAUAUUAGUUUACAGAGGAAGUACUCUUUAAAUUGAUGGGAGUUACUACCUCCGUUCUGGUUUAUAGGUCCCCUUUGUAGUUUGUGCCAAAUUUUGACUAAAGAUUUAACUAAUAAAAUAUUAAUGCAUGUCAAGAAAAAUUAUCUUAUUGGAUUCGUAUUUGAACAUAGUUUUUAAAAAUAUAAUGUUUUGUGACAUGCGUGAACAUUUUAUUAGUUUAAUCUAUGGUCAAAAUUUGGUACGAAAUACAAUGGGGAUCAAUAAACCCGGACGGAAGUAGUAUGAUUUAGUUUUAACAUCCUUAUCCUUAAGUUCA
Messenger RNA from Triticum aestivum (bread wheat), 1554 nucleotides. Its product is annotated as neural Wiskott-Aldrich syndrome protein. Bases 120 to 914 code for a protein of 264 amino acids. Lineage: Eukaryota; Viridiplantae; Streptophyta; Magnoliopsida; Poales; Poaceae. The record is from RefSeq and is a predicted model, not a curated record. The transcript has 3 exons.